Athene cunicularia (burrowing owl) is the source of this 3277-nucleotide messenger RNA. It is a transcript of the gene EPM2A, whose product is annotated as EPM2A, laforin glucan phosphatase. Gene Ontology annotation, biological process: protein dephosphorylation. Gene Ontology annotation, cellular component: nucleus; cytoplasm. NCBI's taxonomy places the organism in Eukaryota, Metazoa, Chordata, Aves, Strigiformes, Strigidae. The transcript is spliced from 5 exons. The record is from RefSeq and is a predicted model, not a curated record. Gene Ontology annotation, molecular function: carbohydrate phosphatase activity; protein tyrosine/serine/threonine phosphatase activity; protein tyrosine phosphatase activity. The coding region runs from base 861 to 1652 and encodes 263 amino acids.
CGGGAGCCCGUCGCCUUGAGGGGACGCUUGCCAUGCUGGCGGCCCCGGCAGCUCCGCCGCUUGCCCGGUGCCCCCGAGCGUCGCCCGGCGGCCGGGAGGCGUGUCCCCGCCAGAUGGGCCCUACCCUGAACGGCGCUGGCCGAGCGUCGGCGGAGACGGCGCCGGCCGCCUCCCGUGCAGGGAAGGCCUGAGUUACGCUUGCAGGUAGAGCCUCCUAGGCUGUCGUGACGUGACAUGACAUGAGCAUUCGUUACCAAAAACAUUUUUAACCGUGUGAUGGAGGAGAGUGAAUGCUACUCUUCUGCUUUGGUAAACGUUCCUUGAAAGAGUUUCAUUAUUUUUUUCUUACUUUACCAGUUGUUGUCCUGAUCGUUUGUUUUCUUUUUUCCCCUAGAAGGAAAGAACACAGAAUUUCCUACUUAGGCGUUAUGAUGUGAUUUGUUCCUUUAUUUCAGUAAGCUGCAAUGUCAUGAUGGCAUUUUCAGGCUGACCAAUUUUACCAUCAGAACUACUGAAAGAUAAAUAGGAAGAAGUUCUGUCAUGGCUUUUCCAGCCUUUUUGCUGUUUCAAUAGUACUUCUACCAUGACUUUCUCCUGUGUUGUCAAAUGCUGAAUAACUUUAGUGAGUUUCCGUGUGCUGUUCUAGUAUAUUUAAGUAUCUUAAAAGAGAACACAUACAACUGUGUGCUUUAGAUAAAGCUCUAAAUAUACCUCCUGUCACUGAGGAAUGGAUCUUACUCGGUGAAAGGAAGACAGAUGACUAGAAAUACAGGAAAAGUGAAUUUAUGGAAUAAAAUUCUUUGCAUCUGUCCAAGGAAGCAGAAUUGGGUCUGUUUUGAAGGUGCCAAGUUGUACAUAAUAUGCCAGUGCUAUUGGUAUAUACAGAGGUCUUCACCACACAGGAUAUAGAAAUAACAGUAGUGUUGCAGUCUGCAGAGACUCUGCAAUUGAAAGGUAAUGGGCCCUGUCAUGAUCGAAGUUGUGUUUACAACCAGAGCAACAUAGUAGAUGGAGUUUACUGCCUCCCAAUAGCACACUGGAUUGAAAUCUCUGGACAUACUGAUGAGAUGAAACAUACAACUGACUUCUAUUUUAAUAUUGCAGGACAUCAAGCUAUCCAUUAUUCCAGAAUUCUGCCAAACAUCUGGUUGGGAAGUUGCCCUCGGCAGCUGGAGCAUGUGACCGUCAAGCUGAAGCACGAGCUGGGUGUUACAGCUGUGAUGAACUUCCAGACCGAAUGGGAUAUCGUUCAAAAUUCCUGGGGCUGCAACCGCUACCCGGAACCUAUGAGCCCUGAAAUCCUCAUGAAACUGUAUAAAGAGGAAGGUAUUGCUUAUGUCUGGAUGCCAACCCCAGACAUGAGCACUGAAGGAAGAAUACAGAUGUUACCACAAGCUGUCUGCCUCUUGCAUGGGCUGCUGGAGAAUGGACACACUGUCUAUGUUCACUGCAAUGCUGGCGUUGGCAGGUCUACAGCUGCUGUCAGUGGCUGGCUGAAAUACGUGAUGGGAUGGAGCGUACGGAAAGUGCAGUACUUUUUGGCUUCCCGGAGACCAGCUGUCUACAUAGACGAGGAAGCUCUGAAUCGUGCUGAAGAUGAUUUCUACCAGAAAUUUGGACAUCUUCAUUCCUCAUGCAAAAUACAAGAGUAAAAAGCAGAAGAGGUAAAGGAAGGUGAAGACGAAUCCUUACAUUUGCACCCCAAGGAUUUAGAAAUCAUGAAUCAGAUGAUUGCCUCUCCUCUUCAGAUUAUAAACUUGUCGUAAAAGUAAUGAGAAUUUUGUUUAAAAAGUGCCUUUGAGGAUUUUUUAUUUGCUUUCUUUAAGCUGAUAUUUUUCAUGUUUUCAGGCCUUUUGCUGCAAGUAUGAGACCUGGAAACUCUGCAAAGUGAAACUAAGAUUUUCUUUUAACUACUUGCCUACAGGAGCUGAGGUUUUAGGGUAGACAUGAAGUGAAAUGUAGUUGGCAAUAUAAGAAGAAGAAGGAGGUAUUCUCAGAAAAAAAGGUUAUGCAAAGGUUGACUGGAUUAAGGUUCAGGUUAGGAUGGAGCUGAUCAUCUUUAAAGCUUCUCAGUUAUUUUAGGUGGAGUAUACAUUAUUGAAGUGUUUUCUAGUAAUUUUGUAGACAGGUGGUAUUAGUGAAAAAGACCAGAAGGGAAGUGAUUUUUCAGCUCAGUUUCUUAAACAAAAAGCUAAUGUCUAAUGCAGUGAACUAAGAUUUGCUCUCUUUGCCUAUCUAGUUAAUGCUAAAUAUUAUGAGUUACAGCUAGGUUCUUUUAUGACACUGGCGUUAGCGGGGAUGUGUCAUGAAGAGAGGAAACAGAUCCACUUAAUGCAGCUUUACUCUGUUGCAGGGAAGGACUACUAUUUAUUACAUUAUCCUAUGUGUGAGAUCUCUAAUCAAAGAUACAUUUUGGUCUUCUGGACCAUACAGUGCUGUACAGUGGGCUCCCUAGGUGCCAGGUCAAUCUAAGCAGUAACCACUGGGCUAAAACAGGGCCAGUAGGAACUGUGUAAUAAAUCUCAGCACAUGAUUGACACCACAGUCUCUGUGUUGUUGACCUAGAUUAAUUUCUUCACUGUAGCAAAAGUCUUUUCUUGUGCAAACAGUGUGUGGAUGUUCACAGAUGCUAGAUUUAGCCUGUUGAAGCUAAUGCUGGACUAUCUCCGGGGUGAAUUAAGUGAAUACAUUCCUCUCUAGGAGCAAAGAGCAACUCUGAGAAGUGUUUCUCAGGAGCUUAACGUCAGUAGGCUGAAGUUGGCUUCAUGGAUGAUCCCUAAUGUUUUCCAGGGUGGCUUAGUCCUUUAGCAAAACUAAGCAGUGGCACCAAGAGCUUUCAGUACUGCUCAGGUAAAAUCAAUUUGCUGUAGGUUAAGUCCAAGAGAGAAGGGAGAAAAGGCAUUUCCUAAAGAACAAAGGAUUAAGGAUGCAUAAACAUGAUGAAAUCUAAUUUCUGUAGGUUUAUUCUUUAGUGAAAUCUCUUUUUUUCUGCCAACUUGUUCCUCUGAAGACCCAGUCAGUGCCAGAGUGGUUUAGCUGAUAUAUAUGGAUUGUCUGAACACUUAAUGGAGAAAUUAUUAGAUAUGAACUGAUAUGGAGAAUGUCGAGAAUAACAUUUUAUUUAUCCUAUACUUCAAUCAUCUUCAAAAGGGAAAAAUGUUUAUUUAAGUUAUUCUGUAUGUGUGGUUUUUGCUUCUGAUAUUUUGAAAUAACACUGCCUGUUUAGAAAAUGGAUGAGAAAAGUUGUCUAUUAAAUAAAAACACAAUGACAAUUCCA